Manihot esculenta (cassava) is the source of this 1029-nucleotide messenger RNA. Its product is annotated as peptidyl-prolyl cis-trans isomerase FKBP20-2, chloroplastic. The record is from RefSeq and is a predicted model, not a curated record. Gene Ontology annotation, molecular function: peptidyl-prolyl cis-trans isomerase activity. The coding region runs from base 127 to 885 and encodes 252 amino acids. The transcript is spliced from 7 exons. Lineage: Eukaryota; Viridiplantae; Streptophyta; Magnoliopsida; Malpighiales; Euphorbiaceae.
UAAUAUCGGAAAUUGUGGGAAAAAUAGAUAUUAAUAUUUUCUCCUUGAAACCUAAGCAAAUUGAAGAUCAAGAUAACACGAGAGGAGUUGACCACUCGAAAGACUGUCCUCUGUUUCACAGAAGCGAUGCUAAUGAGUGUGCUUUCGUCCUCUCCUCCUUCAGAUAGAAGCCUUGCAGCUUGUCUCACUUCAGGAAGUCCCUUUGCAUCAAAGAAGCACAUAAUACGUUGCUGUCACAAUAUCAAUGAUAAGAGCUUGGAGAAUGGACAUGAAUUAAAUUUUGAAGAUAAAUGCAGACGUAGGAUCAUUCUGUUCUUUUCUGCCUCAUCAGGCUUGUUUCAAACUUUGCCUUCUUUGGGAAAGACUAAGAGUAAGAACCCAUAUGAUGAAAGACGGUUGUUAGAGCAGAACAAACGGAUACAAAAAGAAAACAAUGCACCUCAAGACUUUCCAAAUUUUGUUAGAGAAGGUUUUGAGGUGAAAGUAGUGACAUCAGAGAAUUAUAUAAAGCGUGAAUCAGGGCUUAUUUACCGAGAUUUCGAAGUUGGUAAAGGUGAUUGCCCAAAGGCUGGUCAACAGGUGACUUUCCACUAUGUUGGAUAUAAUGAGUCAGGCCGUCGCAUUGACAGCACCUACUUACAAGGCUCUCCUGCCAAAAUCCGCAUGGGAACUAAUGCAUUAGUUCCAGGAUUUGAAGAAGGAAUUCGAGAAAUGAGACCUGGGGGGAAGAGGAGGAUAAUAAUUCCUCCAGAACUUGGACCGCCGGUAGGACCUUCCACAUUUUUCAGUUCAAAGCAAUUCGAAGUGUUUGAUGUGGAACUUCUCAGCGUCCAGGAUUGCCAAAGGAGGACUAUAGCAUUUUAUUCCGAUGUUGUAUGCAAUUGACAGGCUUUCCUUUUAUUUUCUCCGUUAAAUUUUUUAUUUAUUUUUUAUUUUUUUAUUUUUAUAUCUUGAGCUAACUGUUGUCUCACAGAGAUUUUGCUUGGAAAUUUGAAUCUCGAGUAUAUUUAUUGAACGCAAAUUAUUUCA